AGUUGCUCUCUGUUCUUCGUCGAGGGAGGACCAUACGUUACGGUCACUCUCCCUCUCUUCCUCUCUCUCUCUUCCGCUCUCACUCUCAAUCGCGUUCACCUCACCUGCCCGCUCGCUCGCUCUUCCGUGCUUCUUUAUACAGCAGGCGGAAGAAAACGGAACGUGGGUCUGAUGUUGGUACUUCCUUGACCACCAGACGGCAGCACUGAGGGAUGGUGCUGUACACGGGCAACCAGAGGACGCGACUGGCCGGGCAAAGCAUCGUGGCAGAGGUGGAGGAGGCGAUCGACGGCUGGUUCAAGCGAUGCUCCGCCGGCGAGGACCUGUCGGGGGCCGGGGCGGGGCGGGCGGCGGGGCUACGGGUGGGGAGGUCACGCCCUGUCAUCCCGCCCUUGCUGGAGCUGCACCUCAUCCAGCUGGGGAACAAGCUGACGGCGGGCGAGGCGGAGGUGGCGAGGGUGAGGUUCAGGAGAGCUGCCGCCACGCUCAACACAACUAUAGAGUCCCAGGUCAUCACCGAGUACCCCGUGAGCACUGAUCCUGAGGGGAACAGUGUACAGUGCCGCCCCGCCGCCGCCAGCCCCGCCAACGCCCUCAUCGCCCCCACCAGAGCCCGCUGCUGCAACUGCCCCGAGAGUGCCCCGACGGACCUGUUGGUGGAGCAGCUCGUGCGGACCAUGCGGAAGGUGGUGCUGGAUAUACUGGAGGAUAAUGCAACCUCGAGUCUCCUGAGGGCCCGCGUGUCUCGUCACAGAAUCUCGGCCUCAGUAAGGGACGAACGCACCCGCUCCUCCUCCUCCUCCUCUUCCUCCUCCUCCUCUUCCUCCUCCUCCUCCUCCUCCUGCUCCUCCCUCCCCGCCCCCCCCGCCGCCUCUGUCCCCGCCAAGGUCGCCGUCAUAGCCUCCAGCAGCCCCGCAGACACCGCCCCCCCUGAUCCCUCCUCCGUCGCCUCCUCCCCCUCCUGCUCCUCACCCUCCUCCCUCUUCUCCUCCCCGUCCUCCACCUCCUCCACGUGUGAGGCGCGGCGGGAGGGCGCGGUGGAGGGCGUGGAGGGGCUGGGGGGGGAGGAGGGCGGCGCCGCGGGUCGGGGAGGGGAGGCGGCCCCCUCGCGCGCCAGACACACGGAGCCGAUCUUCCUGCGGUGCACGCGACGCCCGGAGGACAACCUGGUGGCGCACGCCCUGGCGCGGCACCCCCUGGAGGCCUGCCAGGGGGGGCGCGGCGCCCUCUCCCCGCAGCGGUCCACGGUGUGCGCCUCGGUGGGCGACGAGCUGCAGCUGCGGCUCAAGGCCAUCCUGCACGCCCCCCGCCCCUCCGAGGGCGGCCGCACCCCCAUGGAGGACGCGGCGCCUUGGCCCUGUGAGGCGGCGCCGCACACCCUGGCCUUCCCGGACUCGCCGCGGCUCCAGGAGGACUAUGACCCCUGGGGCACGGCCGAGGACCCCUGCCCCCCCGCGGCGCCCCCCAGCCCACCCCCCGCCGCCCCCGCCUCCCCCUCUGCGGCGGACUGCCACGGCGGCUACUCCGAGGGCGAGGAGGACGUCUCCCGCACGCCGCCGCCGCCGCCGCCGUGCCCUGCCCGCGCGCCGCGCUGCUCCAUCUUCACCAUCAGCGGCACGCUGGCCGACCCCUUCGGCACCAGCGCCAAGUACUCGCUCAGGAGCCUCUCCACGGCCCACUUCUGAGUGUGUGUGUGUGUGUGUGUGUGUGUGUGUGUGUGGUCAGGUCUACACACACACCCUUCCCGCGUGACUCCUGGCGAUAAAAAGUGGCGGAGAAUUAUUGGUAUGCACGCACCCCCCUCACCCCCCCCCCCCUGCCUCCCUGCCUGUCUCCCUGCCUCUCCCUUCCUCCCUGUCUGGCUUUUCCUCCCUGUCUCCUUGUCUCCCUUCCCGCCUGGCUCUCCCUGACUCCCUUCCUCCCUGUCUGGCUUUCCCUUCCUGUCUCCUUGUCUCCCUUCCCGCCUGCCUCUCCCUGCCUCUCCCUCCUCCCUGUCUGGCUUUUCCUCCUUCCUUUACCUUCCUUCCGCUUUACCUUCUUCUCUCCUUCCCCUUCUCUCCCUUCCAUCUUAAUUUCGUUCCUCUCUCCCUCUCUCGCCAUCUUUACUUCCUUCCCGCACACACACUUACACAAGGUCUACACACACGCCUAUACGUACAUAAACAUCCUGUAUACAUAUCUACCCCGUGUACACAUAUCAAACGCGUACACAUGACUGCAUAUCCCUGUAACCAUAUCACUUAAAGUUGUGUAUUCGUGUAAGUUUCUAAACACACACACACACACAAACAUACACACACAAACACACAUACCAUAUCUAUCCAGCUACCUAUCUAUUUAUCUAUUUCUCUCAUUCCACCUUCUCUUUCCUCCUCCUACUCCUCCUCCUCCUCCUCCACCUUCUCAUUUUGCCCAAGGGAAGUUCUGAGGCGAGAGAGGGGGGAGGGGGGUGCCAGCGAGCAAAGUUAAGGACCAAUCAGAACCGUUGCUUUGGGUCACCUUCAACCCCUAUUGGCUGUCCGGGGAGCCGCUAGUUAGUGCCUCUAUUAGAACAAGUGAUCAAGGUCUCCAUAUACAGGAAUCUAUAAAGAGGGGGAGGAUGUAAUUAUAAAGGAUCAGGAGGGAAGAGAAGAACUAUUUAGAGGGUUCGAAUAGCAUGAGAGAGAAAGGUAGGAUUUAUAGUAAUGGGUUAAAGUUAGAUAAUUUCAGAUGCCAUAAAAGUAGGAUAGAAAGAGUGAAGAGGGAGUGGAUGUAAUUAUAGAGGAUCAGGAGGGAAGAGAAGAAAUAAUUAGAGGGUUCGAAUAGCAUGAGAGAAAAAGGUAGGAUUUAUAGUAAUGGGUUAAAGUUAGAUCAUUUCAGACACCAUAAGAGUAGGAUAGAAAUAGUGAAGUACAUAAAAGGUUCUAAUAAGAGUGAUGGUGGUAAGUAGGUUCAGAUAGCAAAAUAGCAGGGUUGGAUUCGAAUUUAAUGGGUUUGAGUUAGAUAGUUUCAGAUUUUAUAGACUCAAGCAAGAACAUGCCAUAAAAACAUACAAGUGGGUGAACAAGAAAAAAGAAAGAAAAAGGAAGAAAGAAAAUAGGCAAGGGUGACGCUAGAAAACAUAAAGGAAGAGUAAGUGAGUUGAGCAGACCUGGCGGUGCUUUUGUGAGUGCCAAUACGAUAGACAGCCUUAAGGACAGGUUAUAUAAGUGGGACAGAUUUGGCAGUCAUGUUGUGAGUGCCAAUACAACAUACACUCUUAAGGACAGGUUAGACAAGUGGUACAGAUUUGGCAGUCAUGUUGUGAGUGCCAAAACAACAUACACCCUUAAGGACAGGUUAGACAAGCGGUACAGAUUUGGCAGUCAUGUUGUGAGUGCCAAUACGAUAGACACCCAAGGACAGGUUAGUCAAGUGGUACAGAUUUGGCAGUCAUGUUGUGAGUGCCAAAACAACAUACACCCUUAAGGACAGGUUAGACAAGUGGUACAGAUUUGGCAGUCAUGUUGUGAGUGCCAAAACAACAUACACCCUUAAGGACAGGUUAGACAAGUGGUACAGAUUUGGCAGUCAUGUUGUGAGUGCCAAUACAACACACACCCUUAAGGACAGGUUAGACAAGUGGUACAGAUUUGGCAGUCAUGUUGUGAGUGCCAAUACGAUAGGCACCCAAGGACAGGUUAUAGAAAAGGAGCAGGCAGGGUAGUCAUGUGGUGAGUGCCAAUGCAAAAGAAACCCAUAAUUAAGGAAAUAUUAGAUACAUUUCUGAAUAGAGAGGAUAGGUUAGAAUUUAUAGGAGCCGCCUUUUGUAAGCUGUCAGACUUAUUGCAGGGUCUUGAUGCUCUUUUGUUUUUUUGCGUGUUCAGGAAAAGUAUAAUAGAGAGGAGUGAUUUAGGAGAUAGUGAAGAGAUUUACCUGUAUCCUGAACACCUGUAUAUCCAGACCUUGGACAAAACUUAAUUAAUGAGUGAUUUAGAGAAAGUGAAAUAGGUUAGGAUCUGAAAAGGUUGUUGUGUGUUGUUAGCAGUUGUGUUAUUAUUAUUAUUAUCAUUAUUAUUAUUAUUAUUAUUAUUAUUAUUAUUAUUAUUAUUAUUAUUAUUAUUAUUAUUAUUAUUAUUAUUAUUAUUAUUAUUAUUAUUAUUAUUAUUAUUAU
Messenger RNA from Eriocheir sinensis (Chinese mitten crab), 4132 nucleotides. RefSeq names its product histone-lysine N-methyltransferase SETD1A-like. The coding region runs from base 213 to 1685 and encodes 490 amino acids. The transcript has 8 exons. NCBI's taxonomy places the organism in Eukaryota, Metazoa, Arthropoda, Malacostraca, Decapoda, Varunidae. The record is from RefSeq and is a predicted model, not a curated record.